This is a messenger RNA of Adineta ricciae, 495 nucleotides long. NCBI's taxonomy places the organism in Eukaryota, Metazoa, Rotifera, Eurotatoria, Adinetida, Adinetidae. The record is from the annotation of a GenBank genome assembly.
AUGGGAGACUACGAUUGCACAUCGGCCACUUUUCAAUCCUGUGGCUUAUACGAUUUCACUUCCAAUAAGUGGACAAUGCCAACAUCGAUGAUUAGCAAGCGAACACACGUUACCGCUAUGUAUCUGCCAUCUCUGAACACUGGUGGUGCUGAGGCUAAUAUUACCACAUGUUUAUACAAUCCAAUAAGAAAUUCGUUUGUCCCUGAUGCAAACACAAUUCAAGGACACAUUGAACCUAGUGCCGUUUUAUUCCUGUCUGGUUUUGUGCUUCUCAGUGGGGACUGGUCAUGCAGUGAUUACAUAUUUCUUCGCUCAGCUGAAGUUUACGGCUACCGCUCAAAUACAUGGCGAUCAGUAGCAGAUACGAAUACAGCUCGUUUUCGACAUAAAUUAAUUUUCUUAUCGCAUUCAUUUUCAUGCGAUUGUUCACAGUCAAUGAUCAGAAUGUUAAAUCAACUGAACAAUAAAGACUUCUUUUCUCAUACAAUUAUAUAA